This is a messenger RNA of Capsicum annuum, 963 nucleotides long. RefSeq names its product transcription factor MUTE. Gene Ontology annotation, cellular component: nucleus. The transcript is spliced from 3 exons. The coding region runs from base 49 to 630 and encodes 193 amino acids. NCBI's taxonomy places the organism in Eukaryota, Viridiplantae, Streptophyta, Magnoliopsida, Solanales, Solanaceae. Gene Ontology annotation, molecular function: DNA-binding transcription factor activity; protein dimerization activity. The record is from RefSeq and is a predicted model, not a curated record. Gene Ontology annotation, biological process: positive regulation of DNA-templated transcription; stomatal complex development; guard cell differentiation.
GAAUCUAUAAACAUAUCACUUGCAAUUUUAGUUAUUUAGAAAAGAAUCAUGUCUCACAUAGCGGUGGAGAGAAAUAGGAGAAGACAAAUGAAUGAAAAUCUCAAGAUUUUGCGUUCCUUAACCCCUUGUUUCUACAUCAAAAGGGGUGAUCAAGCAUCAAUAAUAGCAGGAGUAAUUGAGUUCAUCAAGGAACUGCACCUUGUUCUACAAUCCCUUGAGGCGAAAAAGCGUCGAAAAAGCCUUAGCCCUAGCCCUGGUCCUAGUACUCCAAGGCCAUUGCAACUAAGUCCAACACCUGAAAGUACAUUUACUAUUAAUAAUAACUUCAAGGAACUUGGAGCAUGUUGCAAUUCUCCAGUGGCUGAUGUUGAAGCAAAAAUAUCUGGAUCAAAUGUUAUGUUGAGAACAAUUUCCAAGAGGAUUCCUGGUCAAAUUGUGAAGAUAAUCAAUGUGUUAGAGAAGCUCUCUUUUGAGAUUCUUCAUCUUAACAUCAGCACCAUGCAGGAUACUGUUCUUUACUCCUUUGUCAUCAAGAUAGGACUGGAGUGCCAACUGAGUGUGGAAGAGCUGGCUGUGGAAGUUCAAAAGAGCUUCUCCUCAACUGAUGUUUUUUGUAUCAAUGAAGUAUAGAAUUUAAACAAGAAAAGAAAUUAGUAUCUCGUUAUGUAUUCCAUCCAGUAUUAUCUUCUAACGCUCUAUUGAUAUAUAUCUUUUUGGAUAUAUAUAAUAAGUGUGAGAAAGAUAAUUUUGGAAUGUAACAAAUAAUUUCCAACAUUUUAAGGUUGGAUUUAGAGAUUUAGUACGUAAAAUCUACAAUUGUAUGACUAGGGGUAUACUGGUGGCAUGGAAGUAUGAACUAGAAAGUUGAGGAUAUAUACUAUAUAUAAGAAAGAUAGACUUUCUCCUUGGUAAGUUGGUAUUCUAUCUUUUUAUAUGUUAAGAGAAGAAAGUAGAUACAUGCAC